AUGGCAACCUUCGUGCCGAUGACAUCAUCCGCCGCUUCGAAGCUGCCGCUGACCCUUGACUCCCUUGAAACACAACCUCUUCCACCAACAAAAACACGAUGCUUCGUAUAUGGCAUGCAACCCAGAGCGGUCCAGGGAAUGCUGGACUUUGACUUCAUUUGCAAGCGCAGCACUCCAUCUGUUGCGGGAAUCAUCUAUACUUUCGGCGGCCAGUUCGUCAGCAAAAUGUACUGGGGUACAAGCGAAACUUUGCUUCCAGUGUACCAAAGCGCCGGUAAGGCGAUGGCCAAGCACUCGGAUGUCGACGUCGUCGUCAACUUUGCGUCGUCACGAAGUGUGUACAGUUCCACCAUGGAAUUGAUGCAAUACCCUCAAAUCAAGACCAUUGCUAUCAUCGCUGAAGGUGUUCCAGAACGACGUGCUCGCGAAAUCAUGGUUACCGCAAAGGAGAAAGGCGUCACAAUCAUUGGCCCUGCUACCGUCGGUGGUAUCAAACCUGGUGCGUUCAAGAUCGGUAACACUGGAGGUAUGAUGGACAACAUCGUUGCGUCGAAGCUCUACCGCAAGGGAUCUGUUGGCUACGUCUCCAAGUCGGGCGGUAUGUCAAACGAAUUAAACAAUAUUGUUUCGCAAACUACCGAUGGAGUCUACGAGGGUAUCGCCAUUGGCGGUGAUCGCUACCCAGGAACCACUUUCUUAGAUCACAUGCUUCGAUUCCAGGCUGAUCCAGCCUGCAAGAUUUUACUUCUCCUGGGUGAAGUCGGUGGUGUUGAAGAAUACCGUGUCAUUGACGCCGUUAAGAACGGCACCAUCACCAAACCAGUCGUUGCAUGGGCCAUCGGUACCUGCGCCAGUAUGUUCAAGACUGAGGUUCAAUUCGGCCACGCUGGUGCGUCCGCAAACUCCCAAUUAGAAACCGCGGUGAUGAAGAAUCAGGCCAUGAGAGAGGCUGGUAUCCACGUCCCCAACACCUUUGAAGAGCUCCCCGAAACUCUUCGAGGCGUUUACCAGAAGCUCGUGCAGCAAGGCACGAUUAAACCACAACCCGAACCAAUUCCCCCUAAGAUCCCUAUCGACUAUGCCUGGGCCCAGGAAUUGGGCCUUAUCCGUAAACCUGCCGCAUUCAUCUCUACAAUUUCCGAUGACCGUGGCCAAGAGCUUCUGUACGCUGGCAUGCCGAUCUCGGACGUGUUCAGGGAGGAUAUUGGUAUCGGGGGUGUCAUGUCGCUCCUCUGGUUCCGCCGACGUCUCCCUCCUUACGCCAGCAAAUUCUUAGAGAUGGUCCUGAUGUUGACUGCUGAUCACGGCCCAGCUGUGUCUGGUGCGAUGAACACCAUCAUCACCACCAGAGCCGGUAAAGAUCUGAUCAGCGCUUUGGUCUCUGGUCUCCUCACCAUUGGCUCUCGUUUCGGUGGAGCCUUGGAUGGAGCUGCCGAGGAAUUCACCAAGGCUUUCGACAAAGGUCUUAGCCCACGUGAUUUUGUUGAUACCAUGCGCAAGGAAAACAAGCUUAUCCCCGGUAUUGGCCACAAGGUUAAGUCGCGCAACAAUCCUGAUCUCCGUGUCGAACUCGUCAAAGAAUUCGUCGUCAAACACUUCCCUAGCCACAAGUUACUCGACUAUGCGAUCGCCGUUGAAACCGUGACGACUUCCAAGAAAGAUAAUCUCAUUCUCAAUGUUGAUGGCUGCGUUGCUGUCUGCUUUGUGGAUCUCAUGCGUAACUGUGGUGCCUUCAGUCCCGAGGAAGCCGAGGAUUAUUUGGGCAUGGGCGUCUUGAACGGUCUUUUCGUCCUGGGCCGCAGCAUCGGUUUGAUUGCGCAUUACCUCGAUCAAAAGAGAUUGCGCACUGGCUUGUAUCGUCACCCAUGGGACGACAUUACGUACCUGCUGCCAACCCUUCAGAAGGGUGCUCCAGGUGCAGAGGGCCGUGUGGAAGUUAGUAUGUAA
Messenger RNA from Uncinocarpus reesii 1704, 1947 nucleotides. Its product is annotated as ATP-citrate synthase subunit 1. Lineage: Eukaryota; Fungi; Ascomycota; Eurotiomycetes; Onygenales; Onygenaceae. The coding region runs from base 1 to 1947 and encodes 648 amino acids. Gene Ontology annotation, cellular component: cytosol. Gene Ontology annotation, molecular function: ATP citrate synthase activity. The record is from RefSeq and is a predicted model, not a curated record. Gene Ontology annotation, biological process: tricarboxylic acid cycle; fatty acid biosynthetic process; acetyl-CoA biosynthetic process. The transcript is spliced from 5 exons.